Molecule: messenger RNA, 543 nt
Organism: Brassica napus (rape)
Lineage: Eukaryota; Viridiplantae; Streptophyta; Magnoliopsida; Brassicales; Brassicaceae
Product: callose synthase 10-like
Exons: 5
Source: RefSeq, a predicted model, not a curated record
UAGGAUCUUGAAGAUGAGGAAGGUCUUUGCCACUUUGAGGGCCUUAGUUGAAGUGUUAGAGGUGUUAAGUAGAGAUGCAGAUCCAAAUGGUGUUGGGAGGUCUAUCAGAGAGGAGCUUGGGCGAAUUAAAAAGCUGAUGCAACUUUGUCUGCGGAACUAACCUCCUUACAAUAUUGUCCCUCUAGAAGCGCAGUCCAUGACCCAUGCAAUAAGUGUUUUCCCAGAAGUCCGUGGUGCGAUACAGGCGAUUAGAUACACUGAACAUUUCCCUAAGCUUCCUGAUGAUUAUGAGAUUUCCGGACAACGUGAUGCAGACAUGUUUGAUUUAUUGGAGUACAUCUUCGGGUUUCAGAAAGAUAAUGUAAGGAACCAAAGGGAGCAUCUGGUUCUCACACUUUCAAAUGCACAAUCUCAGCUCGGUUUACCCAGCCCGAAUGACCCAAAAAUUGAUGAGAAGCAGUCAAUGAGGUUUUUCUUGAAGGUUUUGGAUAACUACAAUCAAGUGGUGCAAAUACUUGAGGAUACGCCUUGGUUUUACAACAA